UGAACAGCAGCAAAUCUUUCGGCUGCACACCCGACAGCAGACCCAUAUACUGCAGGACAUUUCUAAGCAGUUCCUUUACCCUGAGCAGGAAACAUGAUCUGCAUAUUUGUCUUCUCAUGUCUCGCAAGUCUCAGUUUGGGGCUUGAGGUCCAUCAGUCCCACUCUGAUCUCAUCAAAAAAGCUGGUGAUGAAGUUCACAUUUUCUGCACCCAUGAAAGAACCGACUACAGAGUGAUCCUCUGGUACCAACAGUCGCCUGGAGACACGGCCAUGAAGCUCAUCGGAUAUUUGUACUUCAAAGAUCCGACUAUCGAAGACGGAUAUAAAAAGGACUUUGGGAUCUCUGGAGACCUGGGAGGGGAUACGGCGAAGAACGGAUCCCUGACGAUCCAAACCGUGAAACAGGAUCACUCUGCCGUUUACUACUGUGCUGCAAGAGAAGCACAAUGACAGAAAUCCUCUCUGCACCUCAACAAAAACUGAGCUGUGUUUUAUCAUCAGUGGUUUUUAUAGAAAAAUGAUUAAACGUCUUUCAAGCACCUGCUUCUGUGGUUGGAAAGAAGGAAGAUUCAAAACACAGACUAAAUAUCUGAGUCACUUUGUUUGAAUUAAACAUUUUUACCACAGACUGAAAACCCACUGUUGCUCGCUACACACACAAAUACACACAAACAUUUAUAUACAACAUCAUCACUGCAUUUAUGUGAGUUUUUAAAAAUCAUUUGUGCAAAUGAAGGC
Molecule: messenger RNA, 738 nt
Organism: Poecilia latipinna (sailfin molly)
Lineage: Eukaryota; Metazoa; Chordata; Actinopteri; Cyprinodontiformes; Poeciliidae
Product: Ig kappa chain V19-17-like
Exons: 2
Coding region: 94-450 (118 amino acids)
Biological process (GO): cell surface receptor signaling pathway
Cellular component (GO): plasma membrane
Source: RefSeq, a predicted model, not a curated record